Messenger RNA from Gorilla gorilla gorilla (western lowland gorilla), 9094 nucleotides. RefSeq names its product rootletin-like. Gene Ontology annotation, biological process: centrosome cycle. The transcript has 14 exons. Lineage: Eukaryota; Metazoa; Chordata; Mammalia; Primates; Hominidae. The record is from RefSeq and is a predicted model, not a curated record. Gene Ontology annotation, cellular component: centriole; centrosome.
AUGGGUCAGGAGUUUCAGGCCUUUGAGGCCCGGCCAAACCGCAGGGGGACUCUGCAGCCGGGUCGGGGUUUCGAUCCUGCGCUGCGGUCUUGCAACUGCGAAACCUUGGGGGUCGUGGUUCGUUCCUCUGGAAUCCUCCUUCGUGCGUGCAGGAGGAGCCUGGCUUGGCGGGCGGUGCGAGGCUGCAAGCGGGAGGGCUCACCAGGCGUUUCCGCCCAGGGUGGCCCCUGCUCCGCCCCCGGUUCUCCCCGCCUAGUGGAGGGGACGCCCCGCCCCGCCGCACCCGGUGCGGCCCCUCGGCCUCGGCGGCAGCAGCUGCGGAGAAGACGCGCGAAGUACAAGAAGAGGUGCUCGGAGCUGGAGCAGCAGCUGCUGGAGAGAUCCGGAGAGCUGAAGCAGCAGCGGCUAAGGGACACAGAGCACAGCCAAGACCUGCAGAGUGCCCUCAUCCGGCUGGAGGAGGAGCCGCAGAGGAGUGCCAGCCUGGCCCAGGUGAAAGCCGUGCUCCGAGAAUAUCUGGACCAGGCAGGCUCGGCCAACCAGGCUCUGAGUGAGGACAUACAAAAGGUGACCAACGACUGGACAUGCAGCCGCAAGGAGCUGGAGCAGCGGGAGGCGGCAUGGAGGUUCGAGGAGGAGGACCUGCUGCAGCUGGGAGGGGAGCUGGCCCGGACAUCACGAGCUGUCCAGGAGGCGGACCUGGGACUGAGCACGGGCCUGUGGCUGGCAGAGAGCCAGGCCGAGGCAGCCCUGGAGAAACAGGCCCUGCUGCAGGCCCAGCUGGAGGAGCAGCUGCGGGACAAGGUGCUCCACUAGAAGGACCUGGCCCAGCAGCAGAUGCAAAGUGACCCGGACAAGGCUGACCUCAGUGCCAGAGUGACAGAGCUGGGCCUGGCAGUGGAGCGUCUUCAGAAGCAGAAUCUGGAGAAGGAUCAGGUCAACACGGACCUCACUGAGAAGCUUGAGGCCCUGGAAUCCCUGCGGCUACAGGAGCAGGCGGCCCUGGAGACAUAGGACGGAGAGGGGCUACAGCAGAGCCUAAGGGACCUGGCACAGUCCGUCCUGUCGGACACUGAGAGCGGCGUCCAGCUGAGCGGCUCCUAGCGCACCGCGAAUGACUCCCACGGCAGCCUGCGGGGGCCCUCGCGCCAGCGGACCCCGUCCCCACCGCGGCGCUCCUUGCCCGGCCGAGGCCGUUCACCCCGCCGAGGCCCCUCCCCGGCCUGCUCAGACUCCUCGACGCUCGCCCUGAUCCACUCUGCCCUACACAAGCACCAGCUGCAGGUCCAGGACAUGCGUGGGCGCUAUGAGGCAAGCCAGGACCUGCUGGGCACCCUGCGGAAGCAGCUUAGCGACGGCGAGAGUGAGCGGCGGGCCCUAGAGGAACAGCUGCAGCGCCUGCGGGACAAGACCGAUGGCACCAUGCAGGCCCACGAGGACGCCCAGCGCGAGGUGCAGCGGCUGCGGAGUGCCAACGAGCUCCUGAGCAGGGAGAAGAGCAACCUGGCCCACAGCCUGCAGGUGGCCCAGCAGCAGGCCAAGGAGCUGCGGCAGGAGCGGGAGAAGCUGCAGGCUGCCCAGGAGGAGCUGCGGUGCCAGCGGGACCGGCUGGAGGAAGAGCAGGACGACGCAGUGCAGGAUGGCGCGCGGGUGCGCCGGGAGCUUGAGCGCAGCCAUAGACAACUAGAGCAGCUGGAAGGGAAGCGCUCAGUCCUGGCCAAGGAGCUGGUGGAGGUGAGGGAGGCGCUGAGCCGCGCCACGCUGCAACGGGACAUGCUACAGGCCAAGAAGGCCAAGGUGGCCGAGGCGCUGACCAAGGCUGAGGCUGAGGCUGGCCGCGUGGAGCUCGAGCUCUGCAUGACCAAGCUGAGGGCAGAGGCGGCCUCCCUGCAGGACUCCGUCCAAGCUGAGCGCCCUCAACGAGAGCCUUGCUCAGGACAAGUUGGAUCUGAACCGCCUUGUCGCCCAGGCCACAGCUGGAGGAAGAAAAGUGCGGCCUGCAGGGCCGGCAGCGGCAGGCGAAGCAGGAGGCCACAGUGGCACGGGAAGAACAGGAGCGGCAGGAGGUGCUGCGGUUGGAGCAGGGGGUGGCGCGGCAGGGCCUGGAGGACUCCCUGUGAGCGGCGGAGCAGGCCCAGGAGGCACUGGAGCAGCAGCUCCCCACGCUGCAUCAUGAGUGCAGCCGGCUGCAGGAGCAGCUAGCGCAGGUGGGCCAAGCUGUGUGUGGGGUGGUGUGGAGAGCAUGUGGGGCAGGCUGGGCUCCCAGCCCCCUGCAUCCAGUCCUGGGUUAAGUCACAGGCACUGGAGCCUGCUUCUUGGUUAAAUUCAGCCCCACUUCUGCUAGCUGGGGACCUUGGACAAGCUGCCCAACCUCCCCAUACCUCAGUUGCCCCAUCUAUAGCAUGGGGCUAGCUGGGCGCAGUCGCUCACGCCUAUAAUCCCAGCACUUUGGGAGGCCGAGGCGGGUGGAUCACCUGAGGUCGGGAGAUCAAGACCAUCCUGGCUAACAUGGUGAAACCCUAUCUCUACAAAAAAUUAGCUGGGCGUGGUGGCACAUGCCGGUAGUCCCAGCUACUCAGGAGGCUGAGGCAGGAGAAUCGCUUGAACCCAGCAGGCAGAGGUUGCAGUGAGCCGAGAUCGUGCCACUGCACUCCAGCCUGGGCAACAGAGCGAGACUCUGUCUCAAAAAAUAAUAAUAAUAAUAAUAAUAAUGAUAUAGAUUAAUAAUAGGUCGAGACUUCUUUUUAGAAUUGGAAUCGUAGACUUUUGGGAACAUCACAUCUGGAAGAGACCUUAAUGUUUCAGGGAUCCAGGGACCUUCAUGCAAGGUCUAUCCUGGAGCGCCUGGGUUUCUGGGAGGGGCCUCUAGAGGAUGGGGCAGGGGGUGCAGGAAGCAGGGUGCAGGUCUCCACCUUGAGGCCUGCUGAGCAGCUGCACUUGGGUCUGUUUUAUAUAUUCAGCUUCUCUGCUUAGGGUAAUACAAGGGUUCUGUUACUCCCAAAGCUGAGUGAGGGCCCUCUUUUUUGUUGUUGGUUUUUGUUUUGUUUUGUUUUGUUUGAGAAAGAGUCUUGCUUGUUGCCCAGGCUGGAGUGCAGUGGCAUGAUCUGGGCUCACUGCAACCUCCGCCUCCGGGGUUUAAGCUGUUCGCCUGCCUCAGUGUCCCAAGUAGCAGGGACUACAGGCGUGCACCACCAUGCCCGGCUAAUUUUUGUAUUUUUUGUAGAGACAGGGUUUCACCACCUUGGCCAGGCUGGUCUUGAACUCUUGACCUCAAGUGAUCCACCUGCCAAAGUGCUGGGAUUAUAGGCGUGCGCCACCGUGUCCAGCUGGGCCCUGGUUUUUGUACACACGUACAUUGCAGAUCUAGAGAAGGUCAUGACUUGCCCAAGUACAUAUAGCACAUCAGGGCAGACCCUGGGCUCGAACCCAGGCCUUCUGCCAGGACUGGGUUAGGCCCAGAGUUGGGGUGCUGCACAAUCAACAAGCUGGGGGAUGCUGGGAGUUCUGCUGAGCCUCUGGGUGGGGGCCAGCUCUCCCAGCAGCUGAGCUGGCAAGAGCAGAAGCUGGAGGAGGCCCAGGGGGGAGGCCCAGUGGCAGGUGGAGGCGCUGGAGCCAGCAGCCCGCGGGGUAUCCGGUUCCAGAACUACGCUCUGCGCCCGUGUGUGGGAUUCACCCGGCUGACACUCUCCCAGUCCCAGAAGGUGCAGCAGCCGGUGGGUUUUGAGAGUCCUGGGCGCCCUGCACUGCGCAGGAGUGUGGACGCCACCCCUCCAGGGCUGUGACCCCGCCUCAGGGCCUUUUCCCUGGCGCCCGCCGGCCAUCAGGGCUCUUGGCUUUGACAGGCAAUCCACCCUUCGGCUCCUCCCUGCCUGCCCUUCACCCAAGUCGAGGGGCCUGAUCCGCAGGCUCUUUCCUCUGAGGCCCUCCACUCAGGGUGUCAACAGAGGUGGGUCAGAUGAGAAACCUGGAUUUCUACACACACCUGGCUACAAUGAGAUGGCACCACUCCCCUUCCCCUGCAGAAGCAGACUCAGAAAAAGGUAAUUAAAACAGAAGGUUUCAAUAAAAUCGACAGUCUGAUAACAUAAUACCCAAAAGUCCAAGUUUCCAUUGAAAAUCAUUCAUCAUACCAAGAACCAGGAAAAUCUCAUACUGAAUGAAAAUAGGCAGCAAGCACACACUGGCAAUAAAAUGAGAGAAGCGCUGGGAUUGUCUGACAAAGAUUUUAAAGCAAGCAAGCCUGAUGAAAAUGAUGUAGCGAGUAAUUAUGAGCACACCUGAAAUAAAUGGACAAGUAGAAAGUCUUAGCAAAUAAAUACAAGACUUAAGGGAGAACCAAAUGAAGUAUUAGAAGUGGAAAAAUACAACCACCAAAAUAAAAAGUCCGGCACGUAGGCUCAACAGCAGAAUGGAUGGUGCAGAGCAAGGAAAUCCAUCCACUGCAGAUGAAAAAGUAGAAAUUACACAAUCUUAACAGGGAAAAAAUAGACUCGGGGAGAAACUGAAUAGAACCUCAGGCACCUGUGAAACUACCUCAAAAGGUCUCACUUUCAUGUUGUCAUCUAUGUCUGGAAGGGGAAGAGGAAGAGGACAAGGCUGAAAACAAAGAAGUAAAUGGCUAAAAGCUUCCCAGAGUUGGCAAGAGACAUAAACCUAUAUGCUUAAGAAGCUGUGAGGACCCCAAAUAGGAUAAAACCCAAAGAGGUCUAUGGCAAGACACGUGAAAAAAUAAAAUGUUGGAAACUAAAGACAAAGAAAAUAUAUUGAAAGCAACAGAGAAAGGUGACACCUUACCUAGAAAGGAAAAACAAUUCCGACGAUGAUGGCUUUCUCAUCAGAAACCACGGAGGCAGAAAGAAGUUGUGCAGUGCUUUUCAAGCCGCAGAAGAAAAUUGUCAGCCCAGACUCCUCUCUCCAGCAGAAACAUCUUUCAGGGAUUAAGGGGAAGAUCAAAACAGUUUCAGAUUAAGAAAAGCUAAGGACAUCUCUGACCAGCAGUUCUACCCUAAAAGAAGGGCUAAGGGGAGUUCUCUAGACAGAAAGGAAAUGAUUAAAGAAGGAACUUGGGACAUCGGAAAGAAAGAAAACAGCAAAACAGGCCUUCCUUCUCCUCUUGAGUUUUCUAAACUAUGCUUGACGGUUUCAGAAAAAAAUCAUAGCACCAUUCGAUGUGGUUCUAACUCUCCAUAAAGAAAAUGUUUGAAAUGGUUAUAAACUGGGAGGGUAAAGAGACCUACAAGGGAGGUAACUCGUCUAUCAUUCACUCAAAUUGGUAAAACAAUGACACCAGUAUACCGUGUGGUUAACAUAUAGAUGCACAGAUAUAGGAAUGUCUGGAAAAACCAAGAGGGCUAUACAAACAGACAUACUCAAAAGCACUAUGGAUAAGGCAAAACACCAUUCUCAAAGAUGUUCAAGUCACGACAGGAAGGUAAGAAAAAGAAAGCAUAUCCAGAAAAUGAAACCAGGGAGAACAAACAGAAAAGGAAAAAUAAAAUGGCAGACUUAAGCCCUACCAUGUCAAUAUCAUUAAAUAUCAAUGGCCUAAGUACACCAGUUGCAAGACACAGGCUGGCAGAGUAGGUUAAUGGACACGAACCAACUACAUACUGACUACAAAGAGACUAACUUCAAAUAUGAUGAUACAGGCAAGUUGAAAUCAAAAGGGUGGGAAAAGAUAUAUCAUGCAAAGCUUAGACAAAAGAAAGCAAGAUUGGCUAUAUUAAUGCCAGAUAUAGUAUAUUUCAGAACAAAUAAACUAAUCAGAGACAGAGAGGGAGACUAUAUAAUGUGCAAAGGACCAAUCCACCAACUCCUCCCCUGACAAAUUCAUAAAUGUCUAUGCAAGAACAACUGAAAGUACUUAACAGAGAACUAGACAAAUCCACAAAUAUAGCUGUAUGCUUCAAUGUCCCCCUUUCUCAACAAUUUAUACAACAACCAGACAGAAAAUCAGCAAGAACAUAGAAGAACCCAACAACAUGAUCAACCAGCGGGACCUAAAUUGGCAAUUUUAGAACACCCAACCACACCAGAAUACACAUUGUUAUGGGAUGCAUUGUGCCCAGCGCCCCCAAAUUCAUAUGUUGAAAUCAGAACAUUAUUAGCCACUAGUGAUUUACUAAUUAAAACAAUGAGAAAUUGCUACGUACCUAUCAGAAUGGCCAAAAUAAAAGUGUGACCACUCAAGUGCUGUCAAGGAUUCAGAGAAAGCUGGAUCACUCAUACAUUGCUGGUGGGGAUGUAAAAGAUUACAGCCCACUCUGGAGAAUAUCUGUAUAAUUUUUACUUUUAAAACUCUAUGUGCAACUACCAUACCACCUCAGAAUUGCAUUCCCUGCAUUUAUCACAGAGAAAUAGAAUCUUAUGUUCACACAAAACCCAUGUACUUCAAGUUUAUAGCAGCCUUGUUUUUUAAUAGCCAAAACUGGGGAAACAAUGUAUACACGACUUUUGUGAGGUGAAUGGUUAAACUGUGGUAUAUAUCCACAGCAUCAAAUAGUCCUCAGUCAUUUUUUAAAAAAAAACAACAAAUUAUUGAUACCCACAAUAACCUGGACGAAUCUCCACAGAAUUAUGGUGAGUGGACGAAGGGUAAUCCCAAAGGUUACAUGUAGGAUUCCAUUUAAGUAACAUUCUUGAAAUGAAUAAAUUAUAAGAAUGGGGAAUAGAUUAGUAGUUGCCAGGGGUUAAGGAGGGAAGGAGGAGCAGCACUGAAUAGAAGGGGUCAUGACUAUAAAAAGGCAACAAGAUGAAUCCCGGUGUUGACGGAAAUGUUCUGUACCUUGCUUGUAUAAAUGUCAAUCUCCUGGUACUGUGGCAUUUGCAAUAUUUGCAAAUUUUAUUUAUUUAUUCAUUCAUUCAUUUUUCUGAGACGGAGUCUUCCUCUGUCGCCCAGACUGGAGUGCAGUGGCGCGAUCUUGGCUCACUGCAACCUCCGUCUCCUGGGUUCGCACCAUUCUCCUGCCUCAGCCUCCCGAGUAGCUGGGACUAGAGGUGCCUGCCACCAUACCCAGCUAAUUUUUUAUAUUUUUAGUAGAGACGGGGUUUCACUGUGUUAGCCAGGAUGGUCUCGAUCUCCUGACCUCAUGAUCCACCCACUUCAGCUUCCCAAAGUGCUGGGAUUACAGGCGUGAGCCACCACGCCCGGCCACUAUUUGCAAAUAUUACCAUUUUGGAAAUAUUACCAAGAUGUUACCAUUGGAGGAAACGGAGUAAGGCGUACAAGGGACCUCUCUUUUUCUGAGUUAGGAUUGUAUGUGAAUUAUUAAAACGUAAAAAUUAACUUUAAAAAAGCUAAGUAUAUUUCUCCUUGAGUGAUCAUGCCUUUGCUUAGAAAACAUUAAGGCAACAAUAAUUUUCCAACACCCUUUAUUUUCUUGAAGAUAGUUUUAACAAAAGCUGUGCUUAGGGGUUUUCCUAGAAGUUUAAAACUUCUACUAAUCCUUACUGUUCUUCUUUGAGAACCCUCCAGGAUUUUAUUUAUUUAUUUUACACCUUUCAAAAGCGUAGAGACAAAACCUGGCAACUGGCAUAUAAUACUAUAUUAGUCUGAGUUCUCCAGAGGACAAGAUACACACACACACACACACACACACACACACACACACACACACACACACACACACAGAAGCAGAGAAGCCCAAGUUCUACUCUGAGUAAGCUCUAUACCUAGGAGGGCCGAAUAUAGUUCAAGACCAAGUCCAAGGCUUAAGGCAGAAGACUGAUGUCCCAGCUCAAAGACAGUGGAGCAGAAACCUUUCUUAACCCAUCAUCUUAUUCAAGCCGUCCAUGGGUUGGACGAGGCCCACUCACACUCGGGAGGGCAAUCUGCUUCACUCAGUUUACUGAUUCAAAUGUCAAUCUCUUCCAGAAACACCCUCAAAGACACAGUGAGAAAUAAGGUCUAACCAAAUGUCUGGGCGCCUCCGACCCAGGCAAAUUGACAUAAAAAUUAAUUUUCACAAAUACUCUCAAUAGAAGUGACUAAUAAAUGUAGCAUCAUGUCCUGCCUGUUUAUCCCAUGAUAAUUAGCAUAGUCGAGCGUAACAUUGGCUUCCGUUCCCUUAUAGUAGCAACAUGUAGGAGUUUCAUUUAAAGUGAGGAUAAUUUUGACCUUACAGAGUUUCUCCCUACCCCAUCUACCAUUGCCACUUGUGGAUUGUCAUUUUGCCAUGACUUUCUUUUAAAAAAUAUCAAUAAGCUCUAUACUUUGGUAAUGUAAGUUUGAAUUUCAUCCUGGCUGCAUAAGUCACUUUCCAUUUUGACAAAGUCUAGAAAUAUUUUUCUCCAUCUGCUUGAAUAUGGGUAAUGGAUACCUAUUGUGGGGCCCACUCUCAAUCUCAUGGUUGUCUUUAUUUUAAUCUAGUUCUCAAUAGAUAUGCCUCAGCUGCUUAAAAACCAUUGAAAAUGGCCCGUGGCCUUGUCCAUCUAACAGAGUCCAGUAAAAUCCUGACAAUGGAAUGGGGAGAGAGAAAGUGAGAACCACCAAACUCAGCACAAAACGACUGAGUUUAAACCUCUGUGCUAAGAGAUGAUCAGAGUCUAUCAUGGCUUCUAGUAGCAUAAGACCGUGUCUCACGAAUGACCCUAGGCUCCCAUGACAAUGCCUACCUAAGAAAGCUCAAGGCUGCCAGGGGAACUUACUUUAGUCUAGCCAAUACUUGCUGAUGAUGGUAGUUUCAGGAUCUUUCUUUCUUAUAGCACUUACUAAGAAGGGAAUCCUUCCUCCAUCCCUUUGAUAUAUGUGUGUAUCUCCUAGGGACUUCAAUGUGUCUUUGCCCAGGAUCUGAAAGGCAAUACUUUGAGAUGUAGUCCUCAGGAAGGACUGAGCCUCUGUCUUCCAGUCUCUGUGGGAGGUUAGAAUCCUAACUUCUAAUAUUGCCAGCUGGCAGACACAGCUGUCCUGAUGAGGCAGACAUUUAAAAUGACCAAUCUUUUGUAAUGUUUCACUUGUGCCCUGCCCCCUGCCCUCUCCCCUGCCUCUCUCUCUGAUUAGAAUGCCAUCACCUCCGCACAAAUGCGAACAGAACUCAGCCCCUUCCUCUACGAUCAGUAGUUACUGAAUAAAAUUGGUUUUCAUCGAUUUGACUAA